Globicephala melas (long-finned pilot whale) is the source of this 6518-nucleotide messenger RNA. RefSeq names its product zinc finger protein 7 (gene ZNF7). Gene Ontology annotation, molecular function: DNA-binding transcription repressor activity, RNA polymerase II-specific. Gene Ontology annotation, cellular component: nucleus. NCBI's taxonomy places the organism in Eukaryota, Metazoa, Chordata, Mammalia, Artiodactyla, Delphinidae. Gene Ontology annotation, biological process: negative regulation of transcription by RNA polymerase II. The record is from RefSeq and is a predicted model, not a curated record.
UGGUCCCGCAGUGCGCAGAGGCUCCGGUGGUCUGGCGGGGAUGCUGCUCUCCCGCCGCGGGGCCGUCGAGUGGGCGGGCAAGCCUACCAGAAAGGGAGCCUCCAGUAGGGCACAUCUUUCGGGCAGGGGGCUUCUGGAGAAGUGGGAGGGGUCCUUCCAGAGAGGAUCCCUGGAAUUAGCCGAAGAGGCGGUGGAUCCCCUGAGUGAGACCGCGUCAGUAGGCGCGGACAGGGAGAGCUUAGUGACCAGGGCAGUGGGUGUGCAGGUGACGCCUGAGGAGGGAGAGCCAGCGAGGUAGGGAGAGAGUGAGGGCAGGGGUCUCAGGGAGCAGAGGGGCUUGCACUCAGGGCUCUGGGGUGGUGUGUUUGCACCAGUGCGGGCAGGUGGGUUUUGCAGGGGUGGAGGCCAGAGAGACAUCAGGAGAAGGUGACAGGAGAGGGAAGGAAGGGUCCAUGUGGCCACAUGCUGAAGCCACAGGGGAGCACGAGGCGCCCGGAGAGACAGCCGACUCUUGGCAGAGAUAGCUCAUCCGGAGGCUGCACAGCGUACAGCAGGGCCAGGAGCUGAGGGGCACCGGGGCCGCCCUGGGGCAGGGUGACGGACUCUGGGGUCAGCUCGGGAUAGGCCUGGAAGACCAGAAGGGCAGAGGAAGAGUGGGAUGGAGGUGGGGACAGUGCUUGGACUUGUGGGCUGUGGGGUCCCUAGGAUGGAGUAUGGGGGGGCGGCCCUGAGAGAGGCAAGAUGGAAACACCACAAACCCUGCCUUCAAGGGACUCCGGUCCACGUGGGAAAAAAGUUGAGUACAGGGCAGGAGUCAGACAGGAGCAGGUGGUGCCAAGGCCUCUCUGUGCUGGGCACAGGCCUGUCACCCGCAGCCCCUGCUGCCCACCUCCUCAGGCCCCCUCCGGCACCUCGUUCAUUUUGCUCUCAGGACCCCAAGCCCCUGACCUCCUCAGGUAACAUUUCCCUGGGGGACUCAGGGAGCUUCUGCUUCUGUUCAGGGCUUGGGGUCUCCCGGUUCCUCCUGCCAGCUUUUGAGUCAAGCGAGGCUAAAUCCAAAAGGCGAUCCUGGAGGCAGCAAAGGACCUUAGAGCGAGGCUUUGGCACAAACCAACCAAUCCAGAGCCCACACUCCCAGCUGUCUCCUUUAUGAGACUCACACCCCACACCAAUGUUUCCCUGCCCUACAUCACCCCAGCGCCAGGUAUGGGACAACUAGAGACCAACCGUAACCUGAUAACCUGCAGCCUGCUGAAAUUAUUCAAACACAUGAUUCUCAGCUUACUCAGCGUGCCUGCUCUGCCUUGCCCAUUCUUUCCUGCGGAAACCCCAGUGAAGGCUCUGGGCCACACCUUCCCUCCCCUCUUUUGCCUCCUCACCAACCUAGUGCUUCCCUGUGUGGCCCCAUGUGGUGUGCCCUGCCUCCCAUUCCAGAGACCCCAGGUCUCUGGGCCGGGACACGCGGAUCCCCACCCACGCAGGCGCAUGGAGGCUGUGACGUUUGGUGAUGUGGCUGUGCACUUCUCACGGGAGGAAUGGCAGUGUCUGGACCCUGGCCAGAGGGCCCUCUACAAGGAGGUGAUGCUCGAGAACCACAGCAGUGUGGCCGGACUAGCAGGAUUCCUGGUCUUCAAGCCUGAGCUGAUCUCCCGGCUGGAACAGGGGCAGGAGCCAUGGGUCCUCGACUUGCAAGGAGCGGAGGGGAGAGAGGCAGCCAGGACCUCCCAGGCAGAUUCUACGAUCGGGACCGAGAGUGAGCAGGCCUGUGAAGACAUUGACCGUCUAAAAUCAGAAUCCCAUGUGGUCAUGGUCAAAACCCCGUCCCAGGACUUUCCCCAGAGUCCUGGCUUUGGAGAUGCCUCUGAUCCCGAGGUCUGUUCAGAGAGUCAGCCAACCUCCCUCUUCCAGAAAAACUGCUUGAAUAUAGGGACUGUGGCUCCCAGGGAGACCUUCGCUGAGGAAGAGGCCCAGGGGUGUGGCGAGCGGGGGAGCGGUGGCCGCCUGGGUUGUCGACGUGAUCAAAGUCAGGGGUCCUUGCGAAGAUGUGACAUCUGUGGUAGGAAUUUCCGAUCUACUUCAGAUGUCUCUCUGCAUCAGGAAAUUAAUACACAGAAGAGACCUAACAGCUGCCAGGAGUGCCAAAAAAAAUUACCUGAUUGCUUACAGGGGAGACAUCUGAGUACCUUGCAUGGUGAGAAGCCGUAUGAGUGUGAGGAGUGUGGGAAGGUCUUCAGGUUGUGCUCACAGCUUACUCAGCAUCAGAGGAUCCAUACUGGAGAGAAGCCGUUUAAAUGCACCGAGUGUGGGAAGGCCUUUCGUCUGAGCUCGAAACUCAUUCAGCAUCAAAGGAUUCACACUGGGGAGAAGCCCUACAGGUGUGAGGAAUGUGGAAAAGCCUUUGGUCAGAGCUCUAGCCUCAUCCACCAUCAGAGGGUCCACACGGGAGAGAGGCCCUAUGGCUGCCGGGAGUGCGGGAAGGCCUUCAGCCAGCAGUCUCAGCUGGCCAGGCACCAGAGGACCCAUACGGGAGAGAGGCCCUACCCAUGCCAGGAGUGUGGGAAGGCCUUCAGCCAGAGCUCAACCCUAGCUCAGCACCAGCGGAUGCACGCUGGGGAGAAACUUCAGCUCCCAAGAGCCCCGGAUAGCCCCAGCCUGGUUGCACAUCAGAGGUUGCAUGCUACCGAGAAACCGUUUAAGUGUGACGAGUGUGGGAAGGCUUUCCGGUGGGUCUCCCGCCUUAGUCAGCAUCAGCUGACGCAUACUGGAGAGAAACCUUAUAAAUGCAACAAGUGUUCAAAAGCCUUUGGUUGCAGCUCACGGCUUAUUCGCCACCAGAGAACUCACACUGGAGAAAAACCAUUUAAGUGUGAAGAAUGUGGGAAAGGCUUUGUCCAGGGCUCACACCUAAUUCAGCAUCAGAGAAUUCACACUGGAGAGAAGCCCUAUGAGUGCAGUGACUGUGGGAAGGCCUUCAGCCAGAGCUCAAGCCUCAUUUACCAUCAGAGGAUCCAUAAAGGGGAGAAGCCCUACGAGUGCCUCGAAUGUGGAAAAGCCUUCAGUAUGAGCACACAGCUCACAAUACACCAGCGGGUGCACACGGGGGAGAGGCCCUAUAAGUGCAGUGAAUGUGGGAAAGCCUUCAGUCAGAACUCCACCCUUUUCCAGCACCAGAUCAUUCACGCUGGGGUGAAGCCCUAUGGAUGCAGCGAGUGUGGGAAAGCCUUCAGCCGGAGCUCGUACCUCAUCGAGCACCAGAGGAUCCACACUCGAGCCCAGUGGUACCACGAGUAUGGGAAUACUCUGGAAGCUUCUACCCACGUGAGCCGUAAGAAAGUUAAUACUGUAAAGAAACUUCAUAAAUGUAACGAAUGUGAAAAAAUAUUCAGAUGGCGCUCGCAUCUAAUUAUACACCAGAGAAUUCACACUGGAGAGAAACCUUAUAAAUGUAAUGAAUGUGGCAAAGCUUUUAAUAGGAGCUCAAGGCUUACUCAGCAUCAGAAAAUUCACAUGGGAUAGACCACUCACCUUUACGAAUGUGUAUAAAUGUGAAUAAACCUACAGCCUUAACUUAUUAUGGGAUCAUUUAUACUGACGAUUUAGAAUGUUGUGAAAGAUUCAGAAUUGCUCUCUUAGGAGAGAGAACAUCCAGAUUCACAUGAGGUAUAUGUUUAUCUGCUGGCACGUUUGACCUUCAGUAAAGCCCGUGUCCCUCACAUCAAGGUGCACAUGUGUAGCAUUUGAGUUCACAGAGGGAAGACCCCAGGUCCUGCGGACGAGGAAGAGGCAUGAGAAAAGCCCCGUGAGCCCCGCCAGACGAGUGGAUCGAAAGAAGUUACCCAGGACGUCUUCCUUAAGCACCAGGUACUCAGACUGGCUUCAGCAGCAAGAUAUGCUCACUUGUGUCCGCGGGGCCCCAGGCAGCGUGGCCGGUCCCCCUCACCUGACUCCCCCGGCAGGGCCUCUGGGGAGGAGCUGGCUCCAGCAGCAGUGCCCGGGCCCAGGGACAGUGUCACUGGCCCACCCUACGUCCAGAGCCCAGCUGCUUCGGUUACAAGGAUCAGAUGCGCAGCCCUCACUGGGAUUCCCAGCCCGGCCCUCAGCAUUGCAGGAGACUCACCUCAGUCCCGAGAACACCACCAGAGGCUGGGAUGUGUGUUGUUGGCUGCUGCUGGCCAGACGUCCUCAAAACUCCAGCCAUGGGGACUGCCCAAACUGGGGGGUCUGCGAGCAGACACACGAGCCCGUGCGUUCUCACAGGCCUGAGGACGGUGGAGAUGCCUGCUCACCAGGAUCAGUGUGUCGGCGUGGUCUUGUGGGCCCCACAGGUCCCAGGGCAGAGGGCCCCACGGGUGCUGAGCAACGGGUGCGCGUGAGCGAGCCUGCUCCGCCCACAUCACCUUCUCCCUGGGUUUUCUCUGCCAGCCCAGCCUGGAGAAACAGCCAGGGUAGAGUGGUCAGGGCCCUUGGUUUCUUGGCAUGGGUGGAAAGAAUGUGCUGGGGAGAUCACCGCUCCGCCCACCCCUCUGGUGAACCUGACUGACAGGCUGGGGCUGCGGAGCAGCUCACAGAGCAUCUCAUCAAGGCCUGUGAGCCACAGGAUGAGGCUGACAUGUAGCAUCAAGUCCAGCCCUGCUUGGGGCCCUGGACUCGGCAGUGGUGACUCGGGACCAGGUGUGUCAUUUGCACAGGCUGCCACCCAGGACCACCCCCCGAGACCUGCCAAUCUUUGGUGCCAUUGCCAAUAAUCACAGGCCAAGGGCGGCCUGCCACAGAGAAGCCACUUCUCCCAUGUACGGACAGGUGAACCUGAGGGACAUAGGUCACUUCAGGAUUUAUUGCAACACGACUUGGGUCACCAUCACACUGGUUGGGUGAAGCCCAGAUCGCCUUGUGCGACAUGGCCCAGAAUCAGCCCAUGGGUUUGUAUCAGGGGAAACUGCUGCUCCGUGUGUACUGGAGGGCCUGGUGGGGCUGGGGACAGUGGAGUUCAGGGUGGCCGAGUUCACGUGAGUUUUCGUUCUCAGCACGUGGACAGGGACUCAGCCCCACGGCAGCUCAGCCUGAUCUGCCAGUUCACCUGACAAAAGGUAUGACAUGUUCUCAGGUUGCAGUGUUGUCUCUGGGGAUGAGGAUCAUCCCCCAACCUGCACCUUCGGGGGUGUUCCCGCCCUGGGCGGAGGACACCAUGCAGUCAUUGUGGCCCUGCAGCAGCUGUAACCCCAUCUCCCUGGCCGUCCCCUGCUCCACCCAGAGCUUGUGUCUGAAGGGUCAGUGCGAGAGCGCAGGGAUUUCUACAGACUGUGCAGAGAUCAUGUUCCCGCCUCGGCUGGUGUGCUCAACCAGGUGGUCACCGCCAUCAGAGCCGGACAGGGUGGGCACAUGUGAGUGGGCUGCAUCUUAGGCUUUGUGAGCCACCCAAGGAUGGGACAAGAGUCAGGGUCCCGGUGCUCGUGCCACACGCGCCCUCCACUGGCGCCUGGUGCCACCAUGUGCUGGAAGGGCCUCCCGAGGCCCCGUGCUCUCGCCUUCUGGCUCUGUGAAGGCUGUUUGUCGCUGGGUGUGCCGUCCCCACAAGGGAUUUGUCUCCUGGCCACUUUCUGGUAAUGAUGGACAAAGGGGUGGAAGGCCUCUGGACUCCAGGUUCUGCACUGGGUAGGAUGCUUCUGUUUUCCCCUAACAGCACUUGCAGGCUCGCCAAAAAGGGCCAGAGGGACCAGCCUUAAAUCUGUUUCAGCACCUGGAUUCUUUCUGGAUCAGCACGGUCCUAAGUCGGGCUGGCUGACUGUGUGGCCCGUGGGCCAAAUGCGGACCUGUGCCCACAUCUGUGAGGCCUGCUGAUCAGCCUGAAGCCACUGGGACCUACACGGCCCCCAGAACCUGAGCCAGAGUCAGUCCUGCAAAUGCCCUCAUGUCCAGGAACUCAAUCACAGACAGCCAAGGAGUAAGGCAGCUGCUUGAGCUGUAGCCCAUCUGACGCUCCGCCUUCUGGCUCCGCCUCUUGGCUCCGCCUCCGAGGGCCCUGUGGGCUCCUGAGCGCUUCAGCUUUUGGUGCUGCUCCCAACCCAAGGUUGCUCGGAUCAGCGUCAGGGUUUUCAUGUGCCUGCUUUUACCUUUUAUCAGGCCACGAGCUAAGGGUGGGUUACGUUUUUAUGUGGUUGGGGGGGAAAGACUAUUUUGUGACAUUUGAAAAUUAUAUUGAAAUCAGAUUUCAGUGUGACCAAAUAAAGGUUCUUGGAACACAGCUGGCCCAUUUGUUUGCCGGUUGCCUCUGACCGAGUGGCAGUCCUGCCUCGUUUACUUGGGUAAAAACUUCAUGCCUCCAGCCUUUGAGGGAUUAUUUUUCCUCUCUCUUCAUAGUGUGCUUUGUUCACUUAAAUGUCCCAAUACAACCAAGAAUUCAACAGAAAUACAUCUCAAGCUCUGCAUUCCAGUCUAGAAUAUCGACUGCAGAAGUACAGGGUGAGGAGUCCUUUCUUAGCUGAGUCCAUGUGAAAAAGAUGUGUAGUAUUCGUGUGUCA